Messenger RNA from Folsomia candida, 2568 nucleotides. RefSeq names its product cyclin-dependent kinase 4. The transcript is spliced from 6 exons. Gene Ontology annotation, cellular component: cyclin-dependent protein kinase holoenzyme complex; cytoplasm; nucleus. The record is from RefSeq and is a predicted model, not a curated record. Gene Ontology annotation, biological process: regulation of gene expression; regulation of G2/M transition of mitotic cell cycle; G1/S transition of mitotic cell cycle. Gene Ontology annotation, molecular function: ATP binding; cyclin-dependent protein serine/threonine kinase activity; cyclin binding. The coding region runs from base 334 to 1479 and encodes 381 amino acids. NCBI's taxonomy places the organism in Eukaryota, Metazoa, Arthropoda, Collembola, Entomobryomorpha, Isotomidae.
CCCGUGAGUGCGCCAAGGAUUCACACUUCACGUGCGAGGUGUGACUUCUCACUUGUCCACCAGGCCAACUUCCAACUCCUUACAAAUAAAAUACCGGUGUGGACUUCUCUCAAUUUCUGAGAUGCAAAUUUAUCUUGUUCAAAUUCAAGGUUCAUCAAGACCAAUGUAUUAAGCCCACAUCGAAAGAAAAUGGCAAGUUAUUGGGUGUGCUAGUCUGUGGUCGUGGUCUACCUGUGACCUGGUUCAUACAUAGUGAGGGUGGGGUUGGUGAAAAACUGCUUUGAAAUUGGAUAAGUUUUUCCAUAACUUGCUUAUGAGACGGCCAGCCGAACAAUGACGUCAAGAAUUCCAUUCCUUCCCGAUCUCUUCGUCAGCGCCCCUUCAAAGGCUGGAUUGUACAAGAAGGAAGUUGUCUUAGGCCAAGGUGCGUAUGGAACAGUUUACAAGGCGAAAGACAUAACUGACCCCACCCGUUACGUCGCUCUGAAAAAAGUUAUAAUUCCAGUUGGCGAAGAAGGAAUUUCCUAUCCUAUCUUAAGGGAAAUUGCCUUAGUUCGUCAACUGGAUAGAUUUAAGCAUCCUAACGUUGUCCGGAUUCUCGACGUUUGUCACGGACCUAGAGUUGAUCAAAGUCUCACAAUCUUUCUCGUUUUUGAGUUUGUUGAAAGGGAUUUAGCGAAAUAUAUUUGGGAAACGCAGCGAGAUGAGUCGUGGCCUGCCAAAGUUAAGGACAUAAUGUUUCAAUUGUUAUGCGGAGUGGAUUUUCUCCAUAGUCAGCGGAUAGUCCACCGCGAUUUAAAACCACAAAACAUCCUAAUUUCUGGUACUGGUGAAGUGAAGAUAGCUGAUUUUGGAUUAGCCAAGGUUUACGAUUUCACCAUGAGGCUGACGAGUGUUGUAGUAACCCUUUGGUACAGAAGUCCAGAAUUGUUGCUGGGCUGUACAUAUGCCACUCCUAUUGACAUGUGGUCCGUGGGUUGCAUCUUCGCCGAACUGGUCGACAGACAGCCACUAUUCCCAGGAGCAACAGAGAGAGAUCAAUUAGAAAGAAUCUUCGAAAUUAUUGGAACACCCAAACGGGAACAGUGGCCAGCCGAAUCUCGAGUUCUCCCCACCAACUUCUCUCCGAGAAUGGGACCAUAUCUUCAAGAAGUAUUCCCUGCACUUGAUGAGCAAGCAAUCUCCUUGCUGGAAAAGACGCUUAAGUUCAAUCCACUUGAACGAAUCAAUGCUCGUGAUGCCCUGUUGCAUCCUUAUUUCGAUGGACGAGCAAUACCUCCAGUACAUCUUAGCGUUCCGCCAGCAAGCGCCAUGCUUCCAGUUGGGUCACCAAGUCAUUCAGGAUCAUCAGAACUUUAUACUUUAACUCCCUUGACAUCAGUGUCCUUUAAUCCAUCCAUCUCCUCCGACGAUUCUGGAUAUGGUUCCCUGGUUUCCCAAUUACAUGAUAUCGUACCAGAUAUCGUAGACUUAUCGUAGACCUAUCUUGAUAUCGUAGACUUCGUACCAAAUUUGGUACUAAUUCUUCGAAAUAACAUCAUUACAGUCUAAUAUAUUCCGUAAGAUUUAAGUGUGAUGACUGACUAAGCGACAGUGAAUUAUAAAGACGAGCUUUGAUUUAACCACAAAUCAAUCCAAAUAUAUUUUUAGCCGUUUUAAAACCACUAGAACAAUUCAAUUUCUACUGCAUGCAUAGUAGAAUAAUAGAAUUUUUUGGUUUUAGAAAUGACCCUGAUAGAUAUGUGACCAAUUACCUGACGUGAAUGUUUAUAAUUUAUCGAAGAAAAUGUAUUAAGUUUUUAUCUGUGUAGAAUAUCGAGGGUAUAGACACGUUCGAAAGUUUAGUGGAUUUUGUAUGACAACAUGAUAAACACGGUGCAUGUCAUCAUCAUUAUCACGACAAACUGAGAUUAGUGUUACUCUAGUCCCUCUCGAACUUCACAUAUAAUUAAUUACUAAUAUUUAAUAUUCUCAUCAUAUUAUGACUACCCCUCUCAUUGCCACAAAUGUCCCUGGUAUUAAGUUAUCAUUUAAGUAUUACAACUUGUUUGUUUUUUUAUAAGAAGAGAAAAUAGUCUGACGCUUGAAAAUGAAGUGCUAUAUUGUGGCUUUCAUAACUAGGUACGCUUAAUGAACUUAAUGGUAUUAUACAUUUAAGAAUCUUUUGUGACUUUAUUUAAAUAUGUUAAGCAUUAUUUGACUAAAUAUUAUGACCAGAAGUACUGUGAAAUAGACAUGAUAUUACUAUCUUUAAAGUAGUUAAAACAAAUUUCCCAGAUUUGGUAUGCAUGAAAUGUUUUAUAUUUACUCUGUAUAUUCAUUACUAUUUGAAUGAUGGGCAUUAUUAUGACAUAUCUUUUAUAUUGUAUAAUGCCGUUCUUUUUUAUUUCAUAUAGUUUAACUAUAGAUUUUGUUUAUUUCAUAAAAUAUUGUCAGGUUUGAAUGUAUUUAAUUAACUAUUCCAUUUAGGAGUGACAUAUUUUUACAAAAUUAUUACGUAAUUAAGGCUUUGCUGCUUAUUACUGUUUUUUAAUAAAAGAACGUCGAGUAACGUCUUGUAGUCGUGAA